CGCGGGGACAAGGGACUUCCAGGCAGAGGCAGUUCAUCGUGUUCACUCACCAGUCACUCGUUCAUCACACCCUUUCUUCUCCCCCCUUAUCUUUUGCCCCCGUCAUCUAAACCUGUAGCCAUUAGGUACCAGGUAGAGACACAACCACACUUCUCCGCUAGUCACCUGACGAGCUAGCGUCCAGCAUCCAUGGCCGAUUUCUGGUUGCCCCUGCUGCUCGCCGUGAGCGCAGUCUGGGUUCUUCGUGCAUGGAGAGCACGACGGUUCGGCAACAAGGCGCGGAAGGCGGCGACGUACACGUACCCGCCGGGGCUGGAGCCGUACCCGCUGAUCGGCCACCUGCCGCAGUUCUUGGCGAACCGGCACCGCGUGCUGGACUGGAUGACCGAGGCGCUCGAGCGCCAGCCCACCGCCACGUUCGUGCUGCGCCGGCCGGGCGGCGUGCGGGGCGCGAUCACCGCGAACCCGGCCAACAUGGAGCACUUCCUGCGCGCUAGCUUCGACAACUACCCCAAGGGACCCAAGUUCGCGUCGCUGCUCCACGACUUCCUCGGCCGGGGCAUCUUCAACGCCGACGGCGAGGCCUGGCGCGCGCAGCGGAAGGUUGCCAGCCACGAGUUCAACACACGCUCGCUCCGCGCCUUCGUGGCACGCUGCGUGCACUCCGAGCUCCACGGCCGCCUCCUCCCGCUGCUGCGCCGCGCCGCGGCGUCCGGCGCCGGCGCCCGACUCGACCUCCAGGACGUGCUCGAGCGGUUCGCGUUCGACAACAUCUGCCGCGUAGCGUUCGACCACGACCCGCGCCAACUUCCGGACGACGGCGAUGACGGCACGGCGGCGGACGGCAGCUUCGCCGACGCGUUCCGCGACGCCGCGAAUCUCAGCGCUGGCCGGUUCCGGUACGCUGUCCCGGGGUUCUGGAAGAUCAAGAAGGCGCUGAACGUGGGGUCCGAGCGGCGGCUGCGAGAGUCCAUCGCGAUGGUGCACGACUUCGCCGAUGGCAUAAUCCAGUCGCGCCGGGAGGAGAUGCUGAGGGACGGUUUCGAGAAGCACGACCUCCUUUCGCGGUUCAUGGCGAGCCAGGACGCGACCUACUCCGAGUCCGAGGUGCCCCUCCGCGACGUCGUGAUCAGCUUCCUCCUCGCGGGGCGGGAGACCACGUCCUCGGCGCUCACCUGGUUCUUCUGGCUGCUCUCCUCGCGCCCCGACGUGCGGCGCCGCAUCCGCGACGAGGUCGCCGCGGUGCGCGCCCGGCGCGCACAGGGCGGCGUCGACACCAUCGUCGGCUUCGACCUCGACGAGCUCCGCGAGAUGCACUACGUGCACGCGGCCAUCACGGAGUCGAUGCGGCUCUACCCGCCGGUGCCGGUGAACUCGCUGCGGGCGGAGACGGACGACGUCCUCCCCGACGGCACGGCCGUGCAGGCGGGUUGGUUCGUGGCGUACAACUCGUACGGGAUGGGGCGGAUGGAGUCGGUCUGGGGCCGCGACGCGCGGGAGUUCCGGCCGGAGCGGUGGCUGAGCCCCGCCGACGGGACGUUCCGGCCGGACAGCCCGUUCCGGUACGUGGCGUUCCACGCGGGGCCGAGGGUGUGCCUGGGCAAGGAGAUGGCGUACAUUCAGAUGAAGUCCAUCGUGGCAUGCGUGCUGGAGGAGCUCGACGUGGCCGUCGACGGCGCGUACAGGCCCCGGCAGGUCGCAUCGCUGACGCUGCGGAUGGCGGACGGGCUCCCCGUGACCGUGAAGCCGAGACGAAACUGCUGAGCUGUUGCUCACGACUCAUUAGUCUCUGCAGACAAGUAUAGGUUGAAGUGAAGGAUGAGCUGCAGCUGACAAGCCAUUGGCAGUUUGUAAUCGUGUCUACCGGGUGCCCUGUUACGUUUUGGAGUCUCCUGCGUGCUGCGAGCUGCGAUCGCUUGAUUUCGCAGUUAUUUCCUGACACUUGUUGUGGAGAAUCAAUGGAGAUGGGAUUUGGACAGAUCGAGGUACCAGGCAAGUGAUGAGGACACCGACUUUUGGAAGUUGUAACGAGAGUCAAGAUUGUCGAAAUCACAAAUCUUGGAUCCCAACUCCUGCAAUAAAAUCGUAAAAACAUACUGCCGCUAGAAUGAGAAUCGUCAAAAGCAUACUGUAUAUCGUUGUCACGUUGUGACUAGAAUUAUGUGCGGUCCAUUCGAUCUA
Molecule: messenger RNA, 2181 nt
Organism: Setaria italica (foxtail millet)
Lineage: Eukaryota; Viridiplantae; Streptophyta; Magnoliopsida; Poales; Poaceae
Product: cytochrome P450 94B3
Exons: 1
Coding region: 190-1764 (524 amino acids)
Molecular function (GO): monooxygenase activity; heme binding; oxidoreductase activity, acting on paired donors, with incorporation or reduction of molecular oxygen
Source: RefSeq, a predicted model, not a curated record